Molecule: messenger RNA, 3324 nt
Organism: Sugiyamaella lignohabitans
Lineage: Eukaryota; Fungi; Ascomycota; Dipodascomycetes; Dipodascales; Trichomonascaceae
Gene: ACK1
Product: Ack1p
Exons: 1
Coding region: 1-3324 (1107 amino acids)
Molecular function (GO): protein binding
Source: RefSeq, a predicted model, not a curated record
AUGACCUCAGAUAGUGUGAUGGACCCAGCACGGGGCCCUGAGGAGCUGCCGUUUAUUUUUUCGGAUAGCGUGUUUCCAGAGGUAGAGUCGCCGUUUCCCAGUCUGCCGCUGGCGCCAGAAACGAAGAUCGCGAAAUUUACCAAGGAUUAUAAGAUAGUUUCCUCGAAAGUGGACAAUUCGGAGAAUAUUCACCGGUUGUUUCGAUGGGCUCGUGAAGUGCUGGAUUUUGCAGAGGCUCAGCCAGGGCUCAGUAGGAACAUGAUAGAUACAGCCAUUGAUGUGGUGAAACUAAUAUCGGACUCUGCUCCUGCUGAUGUUGGCUCGUCAUCAGGCUCGUCAGGCUCGACAGGAUCUACCCCGUCUAAGUUUUAUGGGGCUGCUAAUUAUACUAUUGGACUUUGGUAUCUUUUUGGACUGUUUGAAUAUCCAGUUAAUAGUGAUAUUGCUAUGGAGAAGUUUUUGACUGCCGCCAAACAGGGCUAUUCAAGAGCUCUGUAUAGAUUAGGCGCUUUUUAUGAGACGUCAGGGCAGAUCAGUUCGGCAUUGGCGUAUUUUGAACAUGGAGUACGACGAAAAGAUGCCGCUUGUUAUUAUAGAAUGGCCACUGCGUAUCUACAGGGCCAGUUGAACAAGUCGAUAGAUGUGAAACGAGGUAUGGAAUAUCUUGAAAAAGCAUCGUUUCAAGCCGAUCCUGAUUGUGCACAAGCAGCGUAUAUUUAUGGUUUGAUUCAGUUGAAAGAGAUUAAUAUUGCAUCUUUAUCACAGCUGAAACAGCCACUUGACCAAGAAGCAGGUAUUCUUGCUUUAGAGAGAUCUGCUUGGCUGGGUUUUGGGCCGGCACUUCUUCGAAUGGGAAAAGCAUGGCAAGGUGGUGAAAAGGGUUAUGAUACUGCAGUUGCUUUACGUUAUUUCCAUAUUGCUAGUCGACAAGACCAGUAUACUAUUCAUAAAGAGAAAAUCAAGCGAGCAGUUGCUAAACAGAAACUUGGUGAUAUCAGUAAGGGUGGUGAUAGUGGAGAUAAACCGAUAACUGGUGCGUUAUUAGGAGUUCCAGAGCUGGAGAUUUCGAAAUGGAUGGUAUGUGGAUGUGAUGGCAGUUUUGCUGCGAACGAAGAGUGGGCUUUUAAGUUUGCUCUUAUGGCAGCAGAACAGGGCAAUGUCACUGCAGAGUUUGCAGUUGGGUAUUAUUAUGAGGUAGGUAUUUAUGUCCAGCCUAGUGCUGAGAAUGCUGUCAAGUAUUAUAAGCUGGCUUCAGAUCAUGGAUUUGAUGAUGCAAAGGUUCGUUUAACUGUUUUGGAAAAGGAACUAGAAAAGAAAGCCAAAGGUCAGCAGGCUGCAGGAAGUACCUCUCCGUUGUCGAAGAACCAGGAAAGUAGUAUCAGUUCAGAUCCGUUUGGAACGGGAAUACAGAGACAGUUGACACGGAAAGACCAUGAGCGAAGUGUGUCGAUGAGGCGGCAAAAGUCAUUGAUGCUGUCUCGCGAGAACUCGAGAAGUACUCCUGCUACGAGUCAGUCGGAUUCGAAGGCGCUUCCUGAACGACCAUUACAGAAUGAAACCCUGCGAACUGCCCAGCAGCAGCAGCAGCAACCACAACAACAACCACAACAACAACCACAACAACAACCACAACAUCAGCAACAGCAGCAGCAACAGCAGCAGCAACAACAUCCUAAUGCUUCAGAGGAACCUCCACAAACCGUACCUACUGAAGCAAGACCCCGAUCAGACUCAGAAUCUAAACCUCUCCCACCAACGCCUCCUCACAGACCCCCUCGGUACCAUGCGUACACCAGUCCAUAUGGGUCACCUCCUGUGAGCCGGUCACCCAGUCCUAAAAGACCACAAAGAUCACUUACAGAAGAAUCUCCAUUACCAGCACCUCCAAAUGACUCAAUCCAGCCAUUCAGUUUCACAUCUGGACCAGCGGCACUUAAUCCCCCCUCCCAAUCUGCCAUUGAAAUCAAUAGACGCAGCCCCUCACCACGAAGAUCUCACAGAUAUUCUUCCAGCAUUGCUACUGAACAACCAGGUCACACCCUCAACAAUCCAGGAAGUCUAGGUGCAAGAGUAAGUCCUCGAAAAGUUUCCUCUCCUGUUCGUGCUCCCAUUUUAGAAGAAUCACAUCCUUCAGAUCUUGAACUCAGCGGACCUCGAUCGGUCGUCAGAACUCCAUCUCCAUCGAAACCAGGACCUGGUCGAAUGACUAGCAUGGAAAGACUAAGUAACAUGCGAAAUAUGCCACCACCCUCAAUGUAUGAUCUAUCAGUCAGUCCUAAACGGUCUUCCUUUGGUGCCAAUUCACAACCACCACCUCCUAGACCCAUUUCAUCUCCUCGAACUGUUUCUGGCCACACUGUAUCUCGACUACCUAACCUGCCAUCUGACGAAACACCUGGAUCCGAUUCAGGAUCAAGUUCAGGACCCGGUCCUGGUCCCGGUGAUAAUGAAGUUCUUUACCGAGUAGUCCCCCUUAGAGUGAAAAAAUCUUCAGAACUUCUGAAAAGACACUCAUUCCCCUCUGAACCACUUUAUGACGACCGAACUGUCAGUCCUGAACCCCGAGCUCCUGGACUCGCUUCCUCCCCUCCAAACGACCCCAUGAAACGUCGUAGUGCCCGAUUAUCCCCAGUCUCGUCACCAGUCUAUCAAACUGAUUUCUCGAACAAUUCGACACCUCAGCGAUUACAUAGCCCAACCACCCUUUCACAUCCUGACUUACAGUCUACCUCGAACAAUUCCACCCCCACCAGAGCAAGACAAUUGCGUCCAUCCGGUUCACAGCCGAUGUUAGAGAAACUCAGCAGUUUACAACUGGAGGACACGACUAAGACAGUUCCCUCGUCCCCUGCACAGACCAUCCCAUCAGCUUCAUCAACAUCAAACCUCUCACCAUCUAGUGCUCCAGUAGCGAUUCCAAUGCACAGAGCCUCGACAUCUCCAAUCCCCGAGCGGUCGAUAUCGCGAUCUCCCGUGGCUCGCCAACAGUCCCCCGACAAAGGACGUAGCCCUAUUUCCCGACCCCUGUCGUUCUUCUCGACCAAAUCCAGUCCUAAAUCGCCGCCACCUCAACCCACUUUCAGCUCUAAUGGCUCUUCUCCACCCUCGCAAUUCUCUCGUACCUCCACUGUAAGCUCACUAUCCACUACCACAACAACCUCUACCUCCAGCACCGCCUCAAACCUCCCUGCCGUCAGCGGAACCCAGAAACCUUCCGACCCAAUCUCGUCUUCCAUCAACCCUCCCCCUCGCAUCCCCAUGAGCUUCGACGAAAUGGGCAUCCCCCACGGCACCGAAAACGAAAAAGAAUGUAUUAUAAUGUGA